This is a messenger RNA of Peromyscus eremicus (cactus mouse), 6679 nucleotides long. RefSeq names its product citron rho-interacting serine/threonine kinase (gene Cit). The record is from RefSeq and is a predicted model, not a curated record. Gene Ontology annotation, biological process: actomyosin structure organization; peptidyl-threonine phosphorylation; mitotic cytokinesis. Gene Ontology annotation, cellular component: cytoplasm; cytoskeleton. Lineage: Eukaryota; Metazoa; Chordata; Mammalia; Rodentia; Cricetidae. Gene Ontology annotation, molecular function: ATP binding; protein serine/threonine kinase activity.
GAGGCUCAGGGCGUAUCGCGACGAGUGUAAGCCGGGGGUCUGUAGAAUCGUCAGCAGAGAGAUGUUGAAAUUCAAAUAUGGAGUACGGAACCCAUUGGAUGCCAGUGCCUCCGAUCCCAUCGCCAGUCGGGCCUCCAGGCUAAAUGCCUUCUUCCAGGGGAAACCGCCCCUCGUGACUCAACAGCAGCAGGCUGCUAUUUCCCGGGAAGGGAUGUUAGAUGCCCUCUUUGCUCUCUUCGAAGAGUGCAGCCAGCCCGCCCUGAUGAAGAUGAAGCAUGUGAGCAGCUUCGUCCGCAAGUACUCCGACACAAUAGCUGAAUUACGGGAGCUCCAGCCUUCAGUGAAAGACUUUGAAGUCCGAAGUCUUGUGGGUUGUGGUCACUUUGCUGAAGUGCAGGUGGUUAGAGAGAAGGCAACAGGGGACGUCUAUGCCAUGAAAAUCAUGAAGAAGAAGGCUUUGCUGGCCCAGGAGCAGGUUUCAUUUUUCGAGGAGGAGCGGAACAUAUUAUCUCGGAGCACGAGCCCUUGGAUCCCCCAAUUACAGUAUGCCUUUCAGGACAAAAAUAACCUUUACCUGGUCAUGGAAUAUCAGCCUGGAGGGGAUUUGCUGUCGCUUCUGAAUAGAUAUGAGGACCAAUUAGAUGAAAAUAUGAUUCAGUUUUACCUUGCUGAGCUGAUUUUGGCUGUUCACAGCGUGCAUCAGAUGGGAUACGUGCAUCGAGACAUCAAGCCUGAGAACAUCCUCAUUGACCGAACGGGACACAUCAAGCUGGUGGAUUUUGGAUCGGCUGCUAAAAUGAAUUCAAAUAAGGUGGAUGCCAAACUCCCCAUUGGGACCCCAGACUACAUGGCUCCCGAAGUGUUGACCAUGAUGAAUGAGGACCGGAGAGGCACCUAUGGCCUGGAAUGUGACUGGUGGUCCGUGGGAGUGGUCGCCUAUGAGAUGGUCUACGGGAGAACCCCAUUCACCGAGGGAACCUCCGCCCGCACCUUCAACAACAUCAUGAACUUCCAGCGGUUUUUGAAGUUUCCGGAUGACCCCAAAGUUAGCAGUGAGUUCCUUGAUCUGAUUCAGAGUUUGCUGUGUGGCCAGAAAGAGAGACUGAAGUUUGAGGGUCUCUGCUGCCACCCCUUCUUUGCCAGAACCGACUGGAAUAACCUUCGUAACUCUCCUCCCCCCUUCGUUCCCACCCUCAAGUCUGACGAUGACACCUCCAAUUUUGAUGAACCAGAGAAGAAUUCGUGGGUUUCAUCCUCUCCGUGCCAGCUGAGCCCCUCAGGUUUCUCGGGCGAAGAACUGCCGUUUGUGGGGUUUUCAUACAGCAAAGCCCUAGGGCUGCUUGGUAGAGCUGAGUCAGUUGUGUCGGGUCUGGACUCCCCUGCCAAGACUAGCUCCAUGGAAAAGAAACUUCUCAUCAAAAGCAAAGAGCUGCAAGACUCUCAGGACAAGUGUCACAAGAUGGAGCAGGAAAUGACCCGGUUACAUCGGAGAGUAUCAGAGGUGGAGGCUGUGCUUAGUCAGAAGGAGGUGGAACUGAAGGCCUCUGAGACUCAGAGAUCUCUCCUGGAGCAGGACCUUGCCACCUACAUCACAGAAUGCAGUAGUUUAAAGCGAAGUUUGGAGCAAGCCCGGAUGGAGGUAUCCCAGGAGGAUGACAAAGCGCUGCAGCUUCUCCACGACAUUCGAGAGCAGAGCCGGAAGCUCCAAGAGAUCAAGGAGCAGGAGUACCAGGCUCAGGUGGAGGAGAUGAGGCUGAUGAUGAGCCAGCUGGAAGAAGACCUCGUGUCGGCCCGGAGACGCAGCGAUCUCUACGAAUCUGAGCUGAGAGAGUCUCGGCUUGCCGCCGAGGAAUUCAAGCGGAAGGCGACCGAAUGUCAGCACAAACUGAUGAAGGCUAAGGACCAAGGGAAGCCUGAAGUGGGAGAAUAUUCCAAACUUGAGAAGAUCAAUGCUGAGCAGCAGCUGAAGAUCCAAGAGCUCCAGGAGAAGCUGGAAAAGGCUGUAAAAGCCAGCACAGAGGCCACGGAGCUCCUGCAGAACAUCCGCCAGGCAAAGGAGCGAGCCGAGCGGGAGCUGGAGAAGCUGCACAAUCGGGAAGACUCUUCCGAAGGCAUCAAAAAGAAGCUGGUAGAAGCCGAGGAACGCCGCCAUUCUCUGGAGAACAAGGUAAAGAGACUAGAGACCAUGGAGCGUAGAGAAAACAGACUGAAGGAUGACAUCCAGACAAAGUCCCAACAGAUCCAGCAGAUGGCUGAUAAAAUUCUGGAGCUGGAGGAGAAGCACCGGGAGGCUCAGGUGUCAGCCCAACACCUAGAAGUACACUUGAAACAGAAAGAGCAGCACUACGAGGAAAAGAUCAAAGUGUUGGACAAUCAGAUAAAGAAAGACCUGGCCGACAAGGAGAGCCUGGAGAACAUGAUGCAGAGACACGAAGAGGAGGCCCACGAGAAGGGCAAGAUCCUCAGCGAGCAGAAGGCGAUGAUCAACGCUAUGGAUUCCAAGAUCAGGUCCCUGGAGCAGAGGAUUGUGGAACUGUCUGAGGCCAACAAGCUUGCGGCCAACAGUAGUCUCUUCACGCAGAGGAACAUGAAGGCCCAGGAAGAGAUGAUUUCAGAACUCAGGCAGCAGAAGUUUUACCUGGAGACACAGGCCGGGAAACUGGAGGCCCAGAACCGAAAGCUGGAAGAGCAACUGGAGAAAAUCAGCCAUCAAGAUCACAGUGACAAGAGUCGGCUGCUGGAGCUGGAGACGAGGUUGAGGGAGGUCAGCCUGGAGCACGAGGAGCAGAAGCUGGAGCUGAAGCGCCAGCUCACGGAGCUGCAGCUGUCUCUGCAGGAGCGCGAGUCCCAGCUGACAGCCCUCCAGGCAGCCCGGGCGGCCCUGGAGAGCCAGCUCCGCCAGGCGAAGACGGAGCUGGAGGAGACGACGGCAGAAGCGGAGGAGGAGAUCCAGGCACUCACGGCACAUAGAGAUGAAAUCCAGCGCAAAUUUGAUGCUCUUCGCAACAGCUGCACUGUCAUCACUGACCUGGAGGAGCAGCUGAACCAGCUGACUGAGGACAACGCCGAACUCAACAACCAAAACUUCUACUUGUCCAAACAACUUGACGAGGCUUCUGGCGCCAACGAUGAGAUUGUGCAGCUGCGGAGCGAGGUGGACCAUCUCCGCCGUGAGAUCACAGAGAGGGAGAUGCAGCUCACCAGCCAGAAGCAAACGAUGGAGGCCCUGAAGACCACGUGCACCAUGCUGGAGGAGCAGGUCAUGGAUCUGGAGGCCCUGAAUGACGAGCUGCUGGAAAAAGAGCGGCAGUGGGAGGCCUGGAGGAGCGUCCUCGGGGACGAGAAGUCCCAGUUCGAGUGUCGCGUUCGAGAGCUGCAGAGGAUGCUGGACACCGAGAAGCAGAGCAGGGCGAGAGCCGAUCAGCGGAUCACUGAGUCUCGCCAGGUGGUAGAGCUGGCCGUGAAGGAACACAAGGCCGAGAUUCUCGCUCUGCAGCAGGCUCUCAAAGAACAGAAACUGAAGGCGGAGAGCCUGUCGGACAAGCUCAACGACCUGGAGAAGAAGCAUGCCAUGCUUGAGAUGAACGCCCGGAGCUUACAGCAGAAACUAGAGACAGAGCGGGAGCUCAAGCAGAGGCUUCUGGAGGAGCAAGCCAAGCUGCAGCAGCAGAUGGACCUGCAGAAGAACCACAUCUUCCGCCUGACGCAAGGGCUGCAGGAGGCGCUGGACAGGGCGGAUCUGCUGAAGACAGAAAGGAGCGACCUGGAGUAUCAGCUGGAAAACAUUCAGGUCCUCUAUUCCCAUGAGAAGGUGAAGAUGGAAGGCACUAUCUCUCAACAAACCAAACUCAUUGAUUUUUUGCAAGCCAAAAUGGACCAACCGGCUAAAAAGAAAAAGGUUCCUCUCCAGUACAAUGAACUGAAGCUGGCCCUGGAGAAGGAGAAGGCGCGCUGUGCAGAGCUGGAGGAAGCCCUUCAGAAGACCCGCAUCGAGCUCCGGUCUGCCCGGGAGGAAGCUGCCCACCGCAAAGCCACGGACCACCCACACCCGUCCACGCCAGCCACUGCGAGGCAGCAGAUUGCCAUGUCUGCCAUCGUACGGUCGCCCGAGCACCAACCCAGUGCCAUGAGCCUGCUCGCCCCGCCAUCCAGCCGCAGGAAGGAGUCAUCGACCCCAGAGGAAUUUAGUCGGCGUCUCAAGGAGCGCAUGCACCACAACAUCCCUCACCGAUUUCACGUGGGACUGAACAUGCGGGCCACCAAGUGCGCCGUGUGCCUGGAUACCGUGCACUUUGGACGCCAGGCAUCCAAAUGUCUCGAAUGUCAGGUGAUGUGCCAUCCCAAGUGCUCUACCUGCUUGCCGGCCACCUGUGGCCUGCCUGCCGAAUAUGCCACACACUUCACCGAGGCCUUCUGCCGGGACAAAAUGAACUCCCCGGGUCUCCAGAGCAAGGAGCCCAGCAGCGGCUUGCACCUGGAAGGGUGGAUGAAAGUGCCCAGGAAUAAUAAGCGAGGACAGCAAGGCUGGGACAGGAAGUACAUUGUUUUGGAGGGGUCAAAAGUCCUCAUCUAUGACAAUGAAGCCAGAGAAGCUGGACAGAGGCCGGUGGAAGAAUUUGAGCUGUGCCUUCCCGACGGGGACGUAUCUAUUCAUGGUGCCGUUGGUGCUUCUGAACUUGCAAAUACAGCCAAAGCAGAUGUCCCAUACAUACUGAAGAUGGAGUCUCACCCACAUACUACCUGCUGGCCUGGGAGGACCCUGUACUUGCUAGCACCCAGCUUUCCUGACAAGCAGCGCUGGGUCACCGCCUUAGAAUCUGUCGUCGCAGGUGGGAGAGUUUCUAGGGAAAAGGCAGAAGCUGAUGCUAAAUUACUUGGAAACUCUCUGUUGAAACUGGAAGGUGAUGACCGGCUUGACAUGAACUGUACCCUGCCCUUCAGCGACCAGGUGGUGCUGGUGGGCACCGAGGAAGGGCUCUAUGCACUGAAUGUCUUGAAAAACUCCUUAACCCACAUCCCAGGAAUUGGAUCGGUCUUCCAAAUUUACAUCAUCAAGGACCUGGAGAAGCUGCUUAUGAUAGCAGGGGAGGAGCGGGCCCUCUGUCUGGUGGAUGUGAAGAAAGUGAAGCAGUCCUUGGCACAGUCCCACCUUCCUGCCCAGCCCGACAUCUCCCCCAAUGUAUUUGAAGCCGUCAAAGGCUGUCACUUGUUUGCUGCUGGCAAGAUCGAGAAUAGCCUCUGCAUCUGUGCUGCCAUGCCAAGCAAAGUCGUCAUCCUCCGCUACAAUGACAACCUCAGCAAGUACUGCAUCCGGAAGGAGAUAGAGACCUCGGAACCCUGCAGCUGCAUCCACUUCACCAAUUACAGCAUCCUCAUCGGAACCAACAAAUUCUACGAGAUCGACAUGAAGCAGUACACGCUGGAGGAGUUCCUGGACAAGAAUGACCACUCUCUGGCUCCGGCUGUGUUCGCUUCCUCGUCCCACAGCUUUCCCGUCUCCAUCGUGCAGGCGAAUGGCGCCGGGCAGCGGGAGGAGUACCUGUUGUGCUUCCACGAAUUUGGGGUGUUCGUGGAUUCCUAUGGAAGACGUAGCCGCACAGACGAUCUCAAGUGGAGUCGCUUACCUCUGGCCUUUGCCUACAGAGAACCCUAUCUGUUUGUGACUCACUUCAACUCACUGGAAGUAAUUGAGAUCCAGGCACGUUCCUCCCUGGGGACCCCUGCCCGAGCCUAUCUGGAAAUCCCGAACCCGCGCUACCUGGGCCCCGCAAUUUCCUCCGGAGCGAUUUACCUGGCCUCCUCAUACCAGGACAAGUUAAGGGUCAUAUGCUGCAAAGGAAACCUUGUGAAGGAGUCUGGCACUGACCAGCACCGGGUGCCCUCCACCUCCCGCAGCAGCCCCAACAAGCGAGGCCCACCCACAUACAACGAGCACAUCACUAAACGCGUGGCCUCCAGUCCGGCGCCACCGGAGGGCCCCAGCCACCCCCGAGAGCCAAGCACACCCCACCGCUACCGAGACCGAGAGGGCCGGGCAGAGCUGCGCAGGGACAAGUCCCCGGGCCGUCCCCUGGAGCGGGAGAAGUCCCCAGGCCGGAUGCUCAGCACGAGGAGAGAGCGGUCCCCAGGGAGACUGUUUGAAGACAGCAGUAGGGGCCGCCUGCCUGCGGGAGCCGUGAGGACCCCACUGUCCCAGGUUAACAAGGUCUGGGACCAGUCUUCAGUAUAAGUCUCAACCAGAAAAACCACCUCCUCAUCUCAGUCUGCAGGAAAACACGGCACCCCGGGUCUCCGCUGCAGGGGACCCCAGCGCCCGUCUGCUCGGCCCGCAUUCGGCACAGCUGGGUCCAGACUGUCCUUGGCACGGAUACCCCCAUCUCCAAGGGGUGCAGAUAGCCAAGGCUCUUAGGCGCUGCCAGCACUCAGACCCCCCCCACCCCCGGAGCGGGGCGGGGGGUCCCCUUCCUGCGGUCAUCUUUGCACUUUGUUACUCUUUGACAGCAUUCAGAGACUUUUGUAUUUAGCUCCAGCCUGUACCAGUUCAUCAAAGGAAGCCAACCCGGACACAAACUGUGGCUGGAAGUCUACCUGCUACUCUAAGAUCCUUGGGUUGGUUGCUUUUUCUUUGAUUUUUCUUUUUUUCUCCUUUUUUUUUUUCUUUUUCUUUUCUUUUCUUUCU